This is a messenger RNA of Drosophila navojoa, 1553 nucleotides long. RefSeq names its product Nicotinamide amidase (gene Naam). Lineage: Eukaryota; Metazoa; Arthropoda; Insecta; Diptera; Drosophilidae. Gene Ontology annotation, molecular function: calcium ion binding. The record is from RefSeq and is a predicted model, not a curated record.
UUCCAUCUGGCAGCCGCCUCUAACUUGUGCUCUCGUUUAUUUUCAUGCCUGAUUCACCUGCGCUGGAACUCGACUCCCCCACGUAGCGAUGACCGUCUGAGUCUGGCUGAGUUUACGCUAAUCUGCCGUGCUCUGUUCCGUAAUGACAAGGGUCACAUCUACGAUGUGCCACACGAACGCCUCGAGCAAAUAUUCGCUGUCUUUGAUAAGAACGGCGAUGGCUUUAUCGAUAGGGAGGAGUUUAAAUUUUGCUGGAAUCAAUGGAUAAAAACGAUUGUGCGACCGGUGAACGCGUUUCUCAUUGUUGAUGUACAAAAUGAUUUUAUAAGUGGUUCCUUGGAUAUAAGUAAUUGCAGUGCACAGCAGCAAGGACACGAGAUACUGGAGCCCAUCAACAAGCUGCUGGACACGGUGGACUUCGAUGCGGUCUUCUACUCCCUAGACUGGCAUCCCAGCGAUCAUGUUUCAUUUAUUGAUAAUGUCAAAAUGCGACCCAUGGACGAAUCGUCGGCGUUGGAUGCCGAUUCGGCGAAGGUCUUUGAUACGGUCAUCUUUGCCGGGCCGCCGCCGAUGAAGCAGCGCCUGUGGCCGCGUCACUGUGUGCAGGACUCGUGGGGCGCAGAGCUGCACAAGGAUCUGAAGGUGGUCGAUCAUGGCAUCAAGGUGUACAAGGGCACCAAUCCGGAGGUGGACUCCUACUCGGUGUUCUGGGACAACAAGAAGCUGUCGGACACCACGCUGAAUGCCCAGCUCAAGAUGAAGGGCGCCACGGACAUCUACGUGUGCGGCCUGGCCUACGAUGUGUGCGUGGGCGCAACGGCUGUGGAUGCACUGUCCGCUGGCUAUCGCACCGUCUUGAUAGACGACUGCUGCCGCGGCACCGACUUCCAUGACAUCGAGCACACCAAGGAGAAGGUGAUUAAGAGCGAUGGCGUCAUUGUGCACAGCAACGAGGUCAAGGCAAUGGCCGAGGGUCGGGAUCGUCGGCCCGAGCUGGGCUACAAGCUGGCCAUGGAGCUCAAGAGUCCCGAUUCAGUGCUAUCGCAGCGCAACGGCUUCAGGCCCAGCUUCUAAAAACCUAAAGGCACAAAUCGAAGACAUCACACAUCGCACAAGCUAAGCAUUCACAAGAGGAACAGCUGCUGCGAACUCUCACAAGAUAUCAACUAGUUUAUAUGGUUAACUUAACUUUAGUGCAUUGCCCCUCAAAUCCAAUAAACAAAACACCUGACAAGUGCCUUUUCUCAACGCAGCUCGGCCAGCUCUUGCUAAACAAUGAAAUGUAGAAUUUCGUAACGUUUUUAAGCGCCUUUUGAUAGCGUACUAAAUACCCUGGAAAUGCCAAUAGUUACCCAACAGUUUCUGUAGAUUGACAGCUUAAGUACUAAAGCCUCUUAGCCCUCUUAGCACCUCUCUGGCAAAUGUUGUAUAUGGCACCUGUUUCAAGUGAAAUCCCAUUGAAAGCCCCAAGUUAAUAUUACGUAGAAAGCAAUUACAAAUGACAUGUUGACAAAAUAAAAUAUAUAAAAUAAACAAAAUGCAUAAACGGAAAA